This is a messenger RNA of Scheffersomyces amazonensis, 3810 nucleotides long. RefSeq lists its product as uncharacterized. Bases 191 to 3703 code for a protein of 1170 amino acids. The record is from RefSeq and is a predicted model, not a curated record. The transcript is spliced from 2 exons. Lineage: Eukaryota; Fungi; Ascomycota; Pichiomycetes; Serinales; Debaryomycetaceae. Gene Ontology annotation, molecular function: protein binding.
GUGCGAUGUUCCUGCACACAGACCUGUCCGCUAUGAUGCCAGUAAGAUUUUUCAAUCGUACUACUAUAGCUAGUACUAAAUAUAGUUAAUGUUAAUUAUUUAAUGAUAGUUUGAUUUGAUACUUGAGGGGCUACCUAAGCUAAGAAUUCGCCUGUGAAGUAGAGAAGAAGAAGUUAGACAGUCAAAUCCCAUGCUAAGAUUACAUCGAUGUGUAGUUAGCAGCACAUCUAGACGAAUUAUCAAUCGAAUACAGUAUUCAGUAAUAAGUAGAGUACUAACAAAUCCUAGUAUAAAUAAUAAUGAUAUUCCUAGAUCUAAUCAUAUAUUUGUGAGAUCAAUAUCUCAAUAUAAAAUAGCUGUAAAACAAGGAAUACUAGAAGAUGAGCUUCCUGUCGAUGCCUUUGAAACUGAUAUUGAAAAAUUAAAACCUAUACGAUUAUUUCCUGAAUUUUCAUCGGUAGAUCAAUUAAUAAAUUCUAAAACUAUACGGCUGGAAUAUUUCAAAGCUAUUGAAAUAUCUUCAGAAAUUAGUGAAGAUGAAAUAAAAUCAAUUGUUGAAAUGUUUUCUAAUGCUUUAGAUUUAGCUUAUGGAUUUCAUGAACAACAAAUUCAAAAUUUUGCAUGUUCAUUAUGGCAAACUGUAUUUAGUAUUGAGUCUACUCAUGAAUCAAUAUCACAGCUUCAAGAUCAAAUGAUGGAACAAAAGCAUAAAUUAAUUAAUAUGCUUAUAUUAAGUCAAAGAUAUCAAUAUUAUAUUGAUAAGAUAGUACCAUUAUAUGAUAUCCCUAAGUAUAAAGAUUUACAAAAUAGUUGGCAUGAUACUUUAAUUUCUACAUUUGAAUUACAAAUAACUAAAGAUGGUCCUAGUUUUAAUAAAGAAAAAAUUGCAAAUUAUCUUUCUGAUACAACUAAAAGUAUUCGUGAUAGAAGAAAUCUUCUAUCAACAUUUGCUGAAUCUGGAAUAACGAGUAAUUCAUCAUAUGAACGUAAAGACCAAUUUAUUAUAGCCUUUUUCCAAUUUUUACAUUCUAUAGGUGAUGAACAUGUUGAUUUUCAAAAUCCAGAAUUCAAACCUUAUAUUAAAGUCAUACAAUUAUUAGCUAUACCCAAUCGAAAUACUUCUACUAAAGGUCAUAUCGAAAAACUUGUAAAAAUUUGUGAUUCAUGUCAUAUUGAUUAUUCAGAAUUAAUUACUACUAUAAUGUAUUCUAUUCCAUUUAAUGAAAAUGUUUCAUUAAGUUAUUUUAAUUAUAAAUCAAGAGUAUUGGAUUAUAAAUUAAAUUAUAAAGAUUUAAAGUAUGCUAUGGCAGCACUUCUUAAUCUUCGAAAUUUUCUGAAAGUAGUAGAUAUUUAUGAAACAUUUCCUAAAUUAAGACAUGAAGAUCAAUUAGAAGUAUUAUUAUUAGUUAGUGAACGUAUGAAAGAUUGGAAAGCUAUGCAAAAGAGAUUUGAAGAUAUGUAUGGUAGAGGAGAAUUACCAUUUGUAGUUCAUUAUGCCAUUGUUAUGAGUGCUUUAGCAUCGAUUGGGAAAAGGAAAGAAGUUGAUUUAUUAUAUGAACAAUUAAAGGGUAGAAACUUAAUUGCAACUCAUUAUAUUCAUCGUGCAUUAAUAAGAAGUAGAAUUGUUGAUGAUGAUAUUGAAGGAGCCAUUGAAUGUUUUAAUAAUUUUAUGAAUGACGUUAGUAAUAAAAAAGUUGAAACUAAUGAAAAAGGUAUAAGUCUGACAUUUUUACUUGUUUUAAAUUCAUAUAUUGAAUUAGGAGAUUUAGAUGGAGCAUUAACUAGAUUAUCUAAAACUCUCGAAGAUAAAACUCUUAAACCAUAUAAGAUUGUUGAUGGUAAAACUUUAGCUGGAUUAAUUAGUUUAGCAGCUAAACAUUCAAGAAUUGGAGAUAUUGUUAAAAUACAAGAAAUUGCCAAUCAAUUAGGUGAAAAUAAUGAAGAUGUAAGUAUAGCCAUUGCAUCAGCCUAUGGAAAAUUUGAUCAAUAUGAACUUGCUGAUAAAUUCCUUUAUAAAGCUCAUAAACAAUCAGUUAUACCUUUUACAAAUUCAGAAAUUUAUGCAUUUCAAAUUCGAAAUUAUAGAUGGUGGCAUUCAAUUGAAACCAAUUCAGUUAAAAAGGCUUAUUGUAAACUGAGAUUAAAAUAUAUUGUUAAUUCAAUUCUUUCCAAUAAAUUUAAAAUGUUAAGUUUUAAAAAUAGAGGAUUACUUUAUCGACAAAUUAUAGCAUAUUUAAUAAGUCAAAAGAAUUUAAGUAUGGCACAUUCAUGUUUAAAACAUUUAAGAAUUGCUCAAAUAAUUGAAGAAGAUCAUUAUUUACCAUUUUUAAAAUUUUAUUCAAGUAUUGAUAGUUUCAAAAUGAAAUCCCAUGUUUUAGAUCUUUAUAAAAGAAUGGUUGAAGAUCGAGUUGAAUUAUCAGUAAGAACUCAUGUUUAUAUUUUAAAGACUAUGUUAUUCCUUGAUAAACAUAAUAAAACAAAUUUUCAAAAUUCUCAUAGAUUAUUAGAAUCUGUACUUGAUAUGAAUGGAUUAUCAUUAGUUGAUUCAGUUCCAAUUCCUAAACGAUUGAAUCCUUUAUUAAGAAAGAAUGCUCAAGAUUUAUGUCAAUUAAUUUCUGAUUAUGUUAAAGUAGUAAAAGAUGAAGAUAAUUCAAACAUUCUUUUCCGAUUCUUUAAUCAAAUGAGAGAUGCAUUAGGAACCAAUAUGUCAAUUGAAUUUAAAUCAACAGUAUGUAUACUGAUGAGUCAAAUUUAUUUUCAAAAGCAUGAAUAUCCAUUGGCCUUAAGAUUAGUUGAAUCUGGUAUAAAUGAUAUAAUUAGUCAAAUUAAUCAAUUAAAAUCAGAUUAUCCUUCUGAUAUACAAUUUAGAGUUCCUCGUAAUUUCCAAAAUAUUUAUCGACAAUUAAUAUCAUUUAAAUUACAAUAUGAUCAACCUGAUCUUAUAAAAUUAUUACAACAAACAAUAGAUAGUAAUAUACCACUUGGAGGUAUGCAAUAUAAUAAAAUCUUUCAAAAAUUAUUUGAUGAUGAUAUGACAAAUGAUAAUUUAGAUGUAAUAUUAAAGAUUUGUGAAAAUUCUUUAGUAUCAACUAAUUAUUUAGAACUUUUCAUAACUUCAACUAUGAGAAGAUGGUAUAAAAUUCUGAUUUAUUUAUUAGCGGCAACUAAUAGUAAUAGUAAUACUAAUAUUGAUAGUAAUCCUGAUACUAAUACUGAUACUAAUACUAAUCAAAUAUUUAAUAAAUAUAAUAUUUUAAAUAAAUAUUAUAAUGUUGAAAGUUUUGAACAAUUACAACAAGAGUUUGGUGAUAUUGAACAAACUAAAUUAAUGUUUAAUAGUGAACUUCAAGCUAAGUCCAAUUUAAUUCUUCAUGCAAAUUGGGUUGAAAGAAGAGUUUUAAAUAAUAUCCCAAGUAUAUUUGUUCCUGGUAAACGUAUUAAUAGUGAAAAUAAGAUAUUUCUUAUAACUAGUUAUGAAUUAUGGAAAUAUAUUUCUUUAAUUGGUGAAGAACAAAUUAGUAUAUUACAAGAGAAAUAUCCCAGGACUUUGAAUUUCUUAAGAAUCAAUGGAUUUGCUAGAUCAAGGAUGUUACAGUUUGAAACAGAAAUUGAUAAAGUUAAACCUCCACCAUUUGAUUCAGAAGAGAUUCUUUAUGAUAAGAGACGUAGAUGGAUUGAUGCUUUAAAGAGUAUGGGUUUAUGAUCUAUUACUACAUUAACAUUAACUGCAUUAGCUUGUAUGAUAGUAAGUUUUCUUUUUCUUUUUCUUUUACUUUAUUUAAAAGAACUUGUAUAUAUGUACAUAGCACA